AUGGCUCGCAGGGCAGCGGGCCUCCUGCUGUACCUCCUUACCCUGGGAGCAUGCAGUGUCCAUGCGUUCUACCUGCCAGGCGUCGCGCCCGAGGACUUUAAAAAGGGAGACCCUGUCACCCUCAAGGUGAACAAGAUCAUGUCGGUGAAGAACCUUCCCUACGACUACUACUCCCUCCCCUACUGCCGUCCCGAGAAAAUCAUCAGCUCUGCCGAAAACCUGGGGGAGGUGCUGCGUGGGGACCGGAUCCUGAAUUCCCCAUACACGACCCAGUUCCGUGUGCCCAAGUCCUGCGCGGUCCUGUGCCGCAUCGCAAAGCUGGACAAGAAGCAGGCCAGCGCGUUCACGAACCGAAUCGAUGACGAGUACCGCGUGAACAUGAUCCUGGACAACCUGCCCAUUGGCAUCGUGCGCAUUCGGUCCAACCAGGGCAAGCAGAUCAAGGCCUACGAGCGCGGCUUCCCUGUGGGGUUCAAAGAGGCGGACGGCUCCGUCAUCCUGAACAACCACCUGUCCUUCACCAUCCUGUACCACUCGGACCCGGCCAGCGGCACCGCCCGCAUCGUCGGCUUCGAGGUGGUGCCCCAGUCGGUGCACCACAAGUAUGAGGGCAAGUGGCAGGGCGCCGACACCAAGCUGACCACCUGCAGCAGCACCAAGGGCUCCUCCGUGGCCGCGGGGGCAGAGGCCCAGCUGGUGAAGCAGGGGCAGGAGGUCGUGUUCACCUACGAUGUCAACUAUAGGGCCUCCAACAUCCUGUGGGCAUCUCGGUGGGACACGUACCUGGUGAACCUGGACGACCAGAUCCACUGGUUCUCCAUCGUGAACAGCGCCAUGAUUGUGCUGUUCCUCUCCGGCAUGAUCGCCAUGAUCAUGACGCGCACGCUGCGCCGGGACAUCUCCACCUACAACGCGCUGGAGGCCGGGGAGGAGGGCGAGGAAUCCGGCUGGAAGCUUGUGCACGGCGACGUCUUUCGCGCGCCGCGCGGUCUGUCCUGGCUGGCGGCCUGCGUGGGCACGGGGGUGCAGCUGCUGGGCAUGGCCGGCGCCACGGUGGCCUUUGCGCUGGCGGGUUUCCUGAGCCCCGCCAACCGCGGCGGCCUGAUGACGGCCAUGCUGCUGCUGUUCGUGGCGCUGGGCGGCGUGGCGGGCUACGCCUCGGCCCGCCUGUACAAGUCCUACGGCGGCGCGCACCGCCGCCGGACCACGCUGCGCACGGCGCUGGCCUUCCCCGGGGUCGUCUCCGCCAUCUUCCUGGCGCUGGACUUCCUGAUCUGGGGCCAGCGCUCCAGCGGCGCGGUCCCGCUGGGCACGCUGGCCGCGCUGGUCUCCCUGUGGUUCGGGGUGUCGGUGCCGCUGUGCUUUGCGGGCGCGGCGCUGGGCUACCGCUCCGCCGUCCCCGACCCGCCGGUGCGCACCAACAAGAUCCCGCGCCAGGUCCCGCCCCAGCCCUUCUAUCUGCACCCCACCACCGGCGUGCUGGUGGGCGGCGUGCUGCCCUUUGGCGCCGUCUUCAUCGAGCUCUUCUUCAUCCUCUCCUCCAUGUGGCAGCACCAGUUCUAUUACCUCUUCGGCUUCCUGGCCCUGGUCGCCGUCAUCCUGGGCAUCACCUGCGCCGAGAUCGCCAUCGUCCUCUGCUACUUCCAGCUCUGCGCGGAGGACUACCACUGGCCCUGGCGCGCGUACCAGUCGGCGGGGAGUUCCGCGCUCUACCUCUUCGCCUACUCCAUCGUCUACUUUGUCACCAAGCUGGACAUCACCGCCCUGGUGCCCAUGGUCAUGUACUUUGGCUACAUGACGAUUGUGACCCUGGCCUUCUUCGCCAUGACGGGGACGAUAGGCUACUACGCCUGUGCCGCCUUUGUGCACAAGAUCUACUCUGCCGUGAAAAUCGACUAG
This is a messenger RNA of Auxenochlorella protothecoides, 1899 nucleotides long. RefSeq names its product Transmembrane 9 superfamily member 4. Gene Ontology annotation, cellular component: membrane. NCBI's taxonomy places the organism in Eukaryota, Viridiplantae, Chlorophyta, Trebouxiophyceae, Chlorellales, Chlorellaceae. Gene Ontology annotation, biological process: protein localization to membrane. The record is from RefSeq and is a predicted model, not a curated record. The transcript is spliced from 7 exons. Bases 1 to 1899 code for a protein of 632 amino acids.